Messenger RNA from Terrapene triunguis (Three-toed box turtle), 630 nucleotides. RefSeq names its product olfactory receptor 5V1-like. The transcript has 2 exons. Gene Ontology annotation, cellular component: membrane. The record is from RefSeq and is a predicted model, not a curated record. Lineage: Eukaryota; Metazoa; Chordata; Testudines; Emydidae. Gene Ontology annotation, molecular function: G protein-coupled receptor activity; olfactory receptor activity. The annotation marks the transcript as partial. Gene Ontology annotation, biological process: G protein-coupled receptor signaling pathway.
AUUUCCAUCAAUGGCUGCCUCACCCAGAUGUUCUUCAUUUUUCUUGCAUGGUCUGGUACAGAAAUUUUCCUUCUCUCAGCCAUGGCAUAUGACCGCUAUGCUGCCAUCUGUGACCCAUUGCAUUAUGUGAAGAAAAUGAACAAAGGGAUCUGUGUUCAGCUGGUGAGUGGUACAUGGGCCAUUGGAUUUUUUUAUGCCCUGCUCAACACAGUUUUUGUCCUCAGGUUGCAUUUCUGUGGGCUCAAUCAAAUCCACCAUUUCAGCUGUGAGCUCCCUCCUCUAUUACAUCUGUCCUGCAUUGAGACCCUCACCAAUCAAGUGGUGCUUCUCACUUCUAUUGUGAUACUGGGAACAAGCUCCUUCUUCUUCACCCUGAUCUCCUACAUUCACAUCAUCUCCACCAUCCUGCGGAUACGCUCUGCGGAGGGCAGGCAUAAAGCCUUCUCCACCUGCAGCUCCCACCUGAUUGUGGUUGGCUUGUUCUACCUGACAGGUUUUAUCCAGUAUACAAAACCCAGCUCUGUGUCCUCUGUGGUGCUGAAUGAAAUGUUCUCCAUCCAGUACAGCAUCUUGACCACCAUGUUAAACCCCAUCAUUUACAGCCUGAAAAACAAGGAAGUGAAAACAGCU